This is a messenger RNA of Doryrhamphus excisus (bluestripe pipefish), 6968 nucleotides long. It is a transcript of the gene bach1a, whose product is annotated as BTB and CNC homology 1, basic leucine zipper transcription factor 1 a. Gene Ontology annotation, molecular function: RNA polymerase II cis-regulatory region sequence-specific DNA binding; protein binding; DNA-binding transcription factor activity, RNA polymerase II-specific. Gene Ontology annotation, biological process: regulation of transcription by RNA polymerase II. The record is from RefSeq and is a predicted model, not a curated record. Lineage: Eukaryota; Metazoa; Chordata; Actinopteri; Syngnathiformes; Syngnathidae.
UGCUGGUUUGUGCACUACGCAUGCGCAAAAGCCUGCUUCUCCUUUUGCUGACUGUGGUUCCGGAUGGGCAGAUUCGUCGCGACCGAAACUACACAAAUGGUACCCUUAACAAGCUUAACAAGCUGACACAAAAGAGAGUUGACCAUGUUCCUCCAAGGUCAGCGUGCCUCGGUGUUCACCUUUCAGUCGGCCGUGCACAGCGCUCACGUGCUGCAGUGUCUCAACGAGCAGCGGCAGCGGGACGUCUUGUGUGACGUGACUGUGGUGGUGGAGGACAGGAGCUUUCGGGCCCACUCCUCCGUCUUGGCCUCCUGUAGCGAGUACUUCCACAGCUGUAUUGCCGGCGACUCCAGACACAAUGCCGUUGUCACCCUGCCUCACAAGGUGACGGUGCAAGGCUUCGAACCUCUGCUGCAGUUUGCCUACACGUCCAAGUUGCUCUUCAGCAAAGAAAACAUCCACGCCGUUCAAAGCUGCGCAAAAUUCCUGGGAUUUCACAACCUGGAGUUGGCGUGCUUUGAUUUCCUAAUCCCAAAGUUUUCUGAGGGUAAGCCGCAUGAAGUCAAGCAGGCAGUGUGCUGUCAAGGUCGUGACCAGGCCACGAGCGGGGCAAAGUCGCAAACGGACUUCACUCAUCUGCUCCCUCGCGGCAGAGAUGGCGACUUCUGCUUGGAGACCUGCGGCCCUCAGAUGCCCUCCUUACCACUGGAACUAUCAGCCAGCGUUGUUUGUCCCAUGUUGUCGUUGCCUGAUCAGGAUGCAGCAGGUCACCCUUCUCAGAUGUGUUUGGCCGUUGAAGACGUUUGCAGCCAAAGCCAGGUGAGUCUGACCGACUGCGGGUUGCCGUGUGAGCUCUCAGCAGAGGAGGACUUGGACCCACAAGAUCUGAUGCAGCCAGGAGUUGAAGACGCUGUGGAAAGACUUGGCAUGGACCCAAACUGUGGCCUCGGUUCUUGUCCUCUCGGCUCCGAAGCUUGUGCUCAGUUGUUAGAACAGAGCCAGCCAGACAAAGACGAGGGAUUCCCAGGGAGAAGCAGAGAGGAGAGGGAAGUGGCCGAACAUCUGGCCAAGGGAUUUUGGUCCGACCUGUGCCAGUCUCAGGCUCAGACUCUCCCCCCGUUGGACUCUGUGGACCACAGUAGUCCAGAAAAAGCCUCAGAAUUCCAUUGGCUCAAACAGCUGGACCUGAGCUCCAAUCCAGCAGACUGUCCCUUUCUCAGGGAGCUUGACGCAAGCGAGGACCCAAACUCACGCACCGACACUCUGUCCCAGUCGGAGAAGAGCCCUUGUGUAUCCUCGCUCAACUCCGGGGAGGAUUCAGACAUGGACACGGAUGGAGAUACGGAAGCUAACAGCAGAAGAGCAGCAGAGAUGCAACUUCCAUUCCCAGUGGAGCAGAUUUCGGCGCUGAGUCGCAGCGCCUUCCAGCAGCUCCUCAAGCGCCAUCACAUGAGCCCGGAGCAGCUGGAGUUUGUCCACGACGUCCGCAGGCGCAGCAAAAACCGUGCGGCAGCACAGCGGUGUAGGAAGAGGAAGAUGGAAAGCAUACACCAGCUGGACGGUGAAAUCAAAAUAUUAAAAAGCGAGAAAGAGAAGCUGCUUCAGGAGCGAGCAGAGCUGGAGCAGAACCUGGAGGAAACCCGCCAGAGUCUGUGCAGGUUGUGUAAGAGCGUGGAGCUCACCUCAGACCAGGACCACAUGCAGUUCCUGGCCAAGCUCUCCUCUCCCGACUCCUCCCCCCUACCACACGCUGCCUGUAACAACAAGUAAGGCCUCGUGGGGAAAGUGGUGAGUUGAUCUUUAGAGUCUCAGCAGGCUGGACGUUCAAAAGAAGGUCUCUUUUCUUAUCAAUCAUAUCCAGGGACUUCCAUCCAGACUUGUUUUUUGCUUUGGCCGAAUCUGACCCUGAGAGGAAAAUAUAUCCAUACUGUAUUUGUUGAAUGCUUUACUGUAGCACAGUGAUGACCAAGCAGGUUAUCAGUCUUCAACCUAAUAAGAAUUGUUUGAUUUCUCAGGGAAAACUCCCCUCCUCCUAACUCUCACACCUCAACAAAUACUCCCAAUGAUUCUUCUGGUCUUGUCUGGUACUGCGUUAUUGCACCUUGCUGCCCUUUCAUGGAACAGAUAUGCAAAUCAGCACUAACUGAGCUUUGACUGUAGGAUACUGUCACUACUAUAUGACAUGAUCAAUAACAUUAGAUCAAACAGUAGAUAGGGAUGGUUCCAGCAUACCUUAAAGUGUUACAUGAGUACACGUGAGAAAACAUGCUCAUCCAUGCAAAAUGUGCCUUGUGUGAAACAAAAAAUGCAUUUUUUCUCUCAUUCUGAAGCACUGUUGCACAUUAACCCAGAGCCUUUAUUGAUAGCCAUGCCACUUUUUAUCUAAUGAUUCUCAUUGUAAUAAAGACUGUUUGUUUGCCUACAUGCUUUCAAAUGGUCAUGUGAAACACCAACACUGUGCCAGGAGGUGGCAGUACAAGUCAACAUGUUAGUCAUUACUCUUACUGCAUCCUCCUGGGCCUCAGACUUCUUCCACUGAGGGCCACAUAUAGUUAGGAGAUCAGGAAGAUCUGGGCUCAAAUCUCCAUCACAUUUCAGUGUGGAGUUAGCAUGUUCUCCCUGUGCGUGCUUGGGUAGUCCGGUUUCCUCCCACAUUCCAAAAACAUGCAUGUUACGUUCAUUGGCAACAAACUGUCCAUACUUAUGAAUGUGAAUGUGAAUGGUUGUUUGUCUAUAUGUGCCCUGCCAUUGGCUGGCGACCAGUCCAAGGUGUACGCCGACUCUCGCCCAAAGUCAGCUGGGAUAGGCUCCAGCAUACCCCCGCCACCCUAGUGAGGUUAAGCGGUAUAGAAAGAUGGCUGGGUAAGUCUUAACGAGAUAAAAAGUGGAAAUUAUAAUAUGUGAUGAAGGUUCUUGUAAAAAAGGAGGCACAUGCGCCGUUUGUAUCUCAUAAUUUCCACUUUUUUUCUUGUCUCUUUUAUCUUCUUUCAGUGGUAAAUUUAUUUUCAAAAUUCUGACUUUAUUACCAUAAUAUUUAGACUUUAUUUUCGUAUUAUUACCAAAAAUUACAACUUUGUUGCUUGUUUUUAAAUAAUAUUAUGUCUUAACUUUGUUUUUAAUAUUUCAGUUCUAUGCUACUGAAAGAGCAUUAUUUCCCCCCAUACAACGAGUUCAUUCUGGUUUUGAUUUUUUUUCUGAAUAUUUUGACUUUAUUGUACAAUUUCUGGUGUUUUUUUUCAUUUGCUUUUUUUAUACAUAAUUUGCCAAAUAUUUAAUCUUUUGUUCACAUCUUGUAAUGUUAGGACUUUAAUCCCAUAAUAUUUUGACCUUUUCCUCUUAAUAUUAUUACUUUUUCCUCACAAACAUCCAAACAUUUUAACUUCAUUGUUUGUUUCUCACAAACGAUAAAAAUGAUAUUUCUAGAAUGUGAAUAAAAAAAUGUAGCCACAAGCCAUAUACCUGUAUGGCCCCCAGGCCACACUUUGGACACCCCCGGUGUCCUGUCAUCUUCUAGAAAUAAGAUCACACACACGCAAAGCUGCAAGUCAAAAGGAUUGCACGAUGAUGACAACAUCACAGACAUGAGAUAUCAUGUCCCUGUGCUGGCUGGCGUGACACACAUGGGAAGAAAAUCCUCAAGUUGCCACUCAUCAAAAGUCACCUUCAAUUACUUUCACUUGCACUUCCACUCAAAUUAGGGUUCUCCCAUCCCGGUGCUUGGGUCUUCAAUGUACCGUUUUGUAUGGUAAUGCAAGAGGAAGAAAAAAAGUCUGAUGAUCCUGUUUUUUGUUUCGUUUUUUUUUUGUGAGCAACACGGGGAAGGAAGAGACUUGAUUUGAGGAGGAAGCAGCUGUGCGGCAUGGCAAGGUCAGAGGCUGCUAAUCCGCGGCCUCAUUCAUGCGAGAUUAAAAACCUGCUCCCAGUUCUGAUUAAGAACGCAGGGUUAGAAGAUUAAAGGCCGGCAAACAAAAUGAAAGCAGUUUUAAGCCCAAUCCUGGAAUUCAUCAGAAUACCAAAACCUUAACCGGUCAUUACAAGGCCAGAUUAAUGCAAAGAACACUUGAAGUGGAUACGUCUUGAUAUGUGUCUUCUCCACCCAACCUGCCAUUGAUAAAAUACCCAAACCAUACACUCGCUUGUUUCACAUUGUUUUGAUAGACUGCAUGGCUUGUUUGCUUCUUACGGUGCUUCCUUUUCACAAUUAUACCUGUGAUUAUCCCGUGAAAAGCAAGAGUCGCGAGUAAAGGAUUAGGAAACAGGGGGAUUAGAAAUUAAUUAAAACAUCUGGAGGUUUGUCCUCUUGCAAACGUAUGCUAAAUCACUUGUAUUGCAAGCAAUGGAAUUCUGAGGGCAAAAAUUGCUGCAACAGUAGCUUUCAUUUUGCAGCCAAACAAUACGCUUCUUAAUUGGAUGACUUUGGUGUUCAUAGCAGUUCACGCUGUUGAAUGAACUUUUCUUGCUAGUAUUAUGCCACGCUGAUCCACAGCCUCCAAUGCGGAUAUUCUCUUGCAGGGGUCACAGUGUUACCCUGAGAAAGACACAAUACUUGACUAUCAUUCCCAACAUAAGGUCCACGACCUCUUAGUGACACAACAUUAAUCGUAUAAGCUGUUUAGCGACUGUAUCCUGAUUGCACGCCGCCGUCUCUAUGAACUUCAUUUUCAGGGUAGUAUUUCAUUGACAGGAUUAUGGAAAGGAGGGGCAUAAUACUGUAAUCUCCCACUGAAGUGAGACACACCAGAGGACGUAACGACCCCAGCGAGCCAGCACCCCGGUCUUUGUAUAUGUCAGAUUAACUAAGAAAAGAAUGUACUUUUAGAGAUGGCGUUUUAGAGUCCUCGCUUUUGUUGAAUAGGAGAAGUAAAAGAACAGUAUCCUUAGAUGCUGAAACAAAUGUAAUUGUAUCGCUUUGCAGUCGAGUGGGAAGUGGCUAAGACGAGAAUCAACACCUACAAUUCAUAGUCGAUGGUUUUCACCUGGAAUGCACCAAGUGGAGGAGUUUCACAUGAUUCACCAUUUCUGCUUAAAUAUCAAAAUGUAAAUUUAAAUUCACAAAAAUGACAUUUAUAAUUCAUGUUGAUGAGCUAGCUCUGGCAGUUCAGUCUCAUUUCCGGAAGUGAUGUCAUGGGGGUUAUACCUCUUAGCUAAAGCAAAAUAAACAAACACUUGUUCAGGUAAAUACUGGACUUGGGUCAGUAUAUUUUUCAUCUAAAUAGUAUCUAUGCCAAAAUGUGUUGCUGCUGGAUGUUCGCAAUAUCUAAGUGACUGUAAGUAUGUUUUCUUUUCCAAAAGAGGAAAGUUUAAGACAACAAUGGACAAAGCAAGUGCAGAGAAUGAGAAAUAAUGAAAUUAGGCUGAACUGCUGGCGCCAUGAACUAUAAAUGUCAUUUUUGCAAAUUUACAGUUCGCUUUCAAAGAAGACAAGAAAAAGAAAAAAGGACAAGAUCACAGAUACAAGUGGCCCGGAAUAAGUUUCCUCUCUAGCGUGGUUGGGUUGUCCCUCAGAACUGCUGCUCCUCCGCAUUAUAGGAGCCUGUUGAGGUGGCUCUGGCAUCUGAUCAAGAUGCCUCCCAGACGCCUCCCCGGGAGAAGACCCAGAACCUGUUGGAGAGACUAUGUCUCUCAGCUGGCCUGGGAACACUUCAGGGAGCUGGAUGAAGCAGCGGGGGAAGGGAAGUCUAGGCUUCCUUGCUUAGGGUGCUGCACCCGAGACCCGACCUUGGCUAAGCAGACAUACAUAGAGGGAUAGAUGGACAAAUGUACUGUGAUAGAGUAACCGUUACGUGAUUACCGUUGUGAAGCACGAGAAAGUUUCAAAGAAGUUAAGACUUGUUCUUGUAAGAUGUCAAAUGUUACGUGUGAGAUCCAACGCCAGGCAAGGAAAAGACACAAGCAUCAGUAUGAGGGUUAAAAGGAUGUAAUGUUCUCACGUAACUUAUUUUUCCCAUUCUGAAACAAUGCUGAUGAGACACCAACAUGCUCAAAAAAACAAAAAAAAAAACACAAAGUAACUUGAUAAAUACAACUGAUUUAGAAACAAUUAUCAUUGGUAAAAUGAAAAGCUCUUUCAAAAUACAUGAGCAUGUAUAAGUGUUUGUUUUAAAUACGGGAAUGCUUAGCAUCACUUGCCUACAAAAACAGGAAUGACAUUCUUUUCCUGUAAAACAGCAAGGCCAUGGUCAAGCAUCGUGGUGUCAAAUCCUCCCAAAGGGUUUUAAUGUAUUCCGAUUAAAAUAUUCAUGAGCUCUACAUCAAAACUACAGAAAACACUAAACUCUAAAAGUUCUGAUUGUAACAAUGCGGUUCGACACAUUCACAGAGUUCACCAUGGAACCUCAAAGUUGUGUCGAGUUCAAGUCCUCCAGCAUCCCCAACAAUGCGUCAAUACUUGUUGUGCCAUUCGCACUGGCCGACACUGACCUCCUCGAUGUCCAGGUUCUUUCUGGACUUGUAGAUAAACUCUCCGAUGGCGACAAAAACGGAAAGGACUAGUCCGGCCGCCAGCACGAUGAAUAUGCCCCCAAUGUUCUCCACACCCAGAGCGCUGGCCUCUUUGCUGUCCUCCUCGGGGCAACCGUUUCCCCUCCACCAUUUCUCCUUCAUCAUGUGCAGCUUGCCUUCCUCCUGAAGCUGCAGGAUGGCAAUGGUCACUUUGUCUCUGUAAGGUGAACCUGCGGAAAUGUAUAAAAAACAUUCUCAUGAUGGGCUUUCCUGUCAUUGCUGUGAUCAAUAUCCCGUACCGAUUGGCGUUCCCACGCCGUAGCCCUUUGAAUCUAUCAGACCUCCGAUCUGCGUGAGGUUGCAGUUGCGCUGGCUGAUGUACUCUAUGCUAGUAGACUCCAUCAGCAGAGCGUAGUCAGUGGUGAGGACCCGCUGGAUGCCCUCGCGGUUGUUCUUCACCAAAGCUGUGUUUUUCCUGCUGCUCAUAAAGGCCCACAUCUUCUCAUAGGUGGAGAUCUUGGAUUUCU